GAGAAAGCGUGCGGCCCGGUCCCAGAAAAUUUUCUCUGGACCCGCUCACCGUUGCAAAAGAAGAAUUCCAACCCCGCGCCUCAUGCUCCGCUGGAAGAAUCGACCGUUGCAUUUGCUCCUUUCCGGCUUCCUUCUUCUUCUUCUUCCUCAGCCUCUCCCCCAAUUUCAAAUCCUCCUCUUAUUCUUCUUCUUCGCCAGCGGCAGCACCACCGACGAGAGCUCGAUGGACAAGUACGAGAAGCUGGAGAAGGUGGGGGAAGGGACGUACGGGAAGGUGUACAAGGCGGCGGUGCGCGCGACGGGGCAGCUGGUGGCGCUCAAGAAGACGCGGCUGGAGAUGGACGAGGAAGGGAUCCCGCCCACGGCGCUCCGGGAGAUCUCCCUCCUCAGACUCCUCUCCUCCUCCCCCUACGUCGUCCGCCUCCUCUUCUUCGAGUUCCUCGACACCGACCUCAAGAAGUUCGUCGACGGGUUCCGCAAAGGGCCUUCUGCUAGGCCUCUCCCCACACAGGUCGUCAAGAGUUUCUUGUACCAGUUAUGCAAAGGAAUCGCGCAUUGCCAUGGCCAUGGUGUCCUUCACCGGGAUUUAAAGCCACAAAACUUGCUGGUCGACAAGGAGAAGGGGGUAUUGAAAAUUGCUGAUCUUGGGCUAAGCAGAGCUUUUACUGUUCCUAUGAAAAGUUACACUCAUGAGAUUGUGACGCUCUGGUAUCGAGCUCCUGAAGUUUUACUCGGAGCGACACAUUAUUCAACUGGUGUUGAUGUUUGGUCUAUUGGAUGCAUCUUCGCUGAAAUGGUCAGAAGACAAGCUCUUUUUACUGGUGACUCCGAGUUGCAACAGCUGCUUCACAUUUUCAGGAUGCUGGGAACCCCGACAGAGGAGCAAUGGCCUGGAGUGACUGCUCUGAGGGACUGGCAUGAGUACCCACAGUGGAAGCCGCAGAGCCUGGCGCGCGCGGUGCCGACGCUGGAGCCCGAAGGACUCGACCUGCUAUCGAGAAUGCUUCGGUUCGACCCGGCCAACAGGAUCUCGGCCAGGGCCGCGUUGGAGCACGCCUACUUUGACAGCCUCGACAAGUCCCAGUUCUAACUAGACUUGGAGUCGUCGUCGUUGCUGCUGCUGCCGCGUCUUGGUGGGGCAAGGAAGGAGAUGAUUCGCAUUCGCUUGCCAUCUAGGCAACCAACCUGAUCCUGAGUUAACGAGUAGUGAUAAUAACAGCUUUUCAGUGAGUGUAAAAUCGAUGUUCCUGCGUGCGUGUGUAAUUUCCUCCUAUGUAUGUGAAUGUUGUUGUGUGGGUUGGAUUCUGCCGGACGGCAAUCUUGCCUGUUCAGACAAACCCAGCGAGCGAUCAGGGAGAUUGUCUUCGUAAUGUUAUUUAUCAUGGGAGUUACCCCUCACUCCGAUCCUAAAUUGUCGUCGAAAUAUUACAUGUAUGUAGAUGCUUUUUAAAAAUAAAUACAUUCAUAUUUGGACAAA
Brachypodium distachyon (stiff brome) is the source of this 1477-nucleotide messenger RNA. RefSeq names its product cyclin-dependent kinase B1-1. Gene Ontology annotation, biological process: regulation of gene expression; signal transduction; G1/S transition of mitotic cell cycle. Gene Ontology annotation, molecular function: cyclin binding; cyclin-dependent protein serine/threonine kinase activity; ATP binding. Lineage: Eukaryota; Viridiplantae; Streptophyta; Magnoliopsida; Poales; Poaceae. The transcript is spliced from 7 exons. Bases 83 to 1090 code for a protein of 335 amino acids. The record is from RefSeq and is a predicted model, not a curated record. Gene Ontology annotation, cellular component: nucleus; cytoplasm; cyclin-dependent protein kinase holoenzyme complex.